AUGUUAUCUCUGCUCGGCGUGUUGGCAGGGAUUGUGCUGCUCAUAUACAUCUAUGUUCGCUUCAACGACCAAGGAUUGUCGCACCUUCCGUCAGAAGCCACAGCGUUCGCACCCAACCGGUUCACACAGCACGUCGUCCGUGAAACUGCUGAAAAGCUUAGCAGCUCUCCGAAAAUUGUAAAAGAUGUACUUCCGACAAAAACUGGACGUCGGUAUAUCAUAGUUGGUGCUGGCUUCUUGGGCGGCUGGAUCAUCAUUCAACUUCUGGAACGGGGCGAAGAUCCAAAGAAGAUCAGAAUCCUGGACAUACGUCCUCCGACUCGCUCAGAUCUUCGUACCGGCUUGGCCGCGCAGGUUGCUUUCUUCCAAGUAGACAUAUCUAACGCGAAGGCUGUGGAUGAUGCUUUUCAGGCGCCGUGGCCAGAUUGCGACGCUUCGGAGACAGCACCAGAGGUCACAGUCUUUCACACCGCUGCCAACAUACGCUUUUAUGAGCGUCAUCUCACGCUACUUCCGCGUUCUUCCAAAGUCAACCAUGAAGGGACUCGAAAUGUGAUCAAUGCAGCACGAUCCAUAGGUGUCACGGCCUUGAUAUAUACCUCAUCUGGAUCUAUUUCUGUUCGCCGUUCUCGCUUUUGGCUAUGGCCUUGGGAGAAGCAUCCCAAGUACUUUGUCCAAGUAAUUAAUGACGACGAUAACCUCAUUCCCAAAUACCACGACCAUUUCUUCUCAAACUACGCCGCUUCUAAGGUUCUUGGAGAGAGAGCAGUGAGAGCUGCUGAUGGAUCUCGAUCUGGCGAGAAGACACUGCGGACGGGAUGUAUCCGCCCUGGCAAUGGUGUGUUUGGUCCCGGUGGAGAUCUAAUGUGUGGUGCCUACCUAGUACGCAAGCACAACCCCACCUGGGUUGAUAAUAUCAUGCAAUCCUUCGUAUACGUGGAAAACUGCGCCCUAGCCCACCUCUGCUAUGAAGCACGUCUCCUUGAAACUGCAAGAGGAGGACCUAACCCCGACCUCGGUGGGCAGGCAUUUACCAUCACAGAUACUGGUCCUCCAGUCACAUUUAGCGAUGUCUACGUAGGAUUGACGACACUGGCUCCUGAAACUACGUUCACACAUAUGUCACCCACCCUUAUGCUUUUCAUAUCGCAGAUCAUAGAGGUCCUUUACCUCUCGCGCAUAUUCCUGUCAAUAUCUUCGUCGCCUGUGCGACGCACACUUGCACAUUUUAUACCCAACAUCGUCGGAGAUACCGUCAAUCUGCAACCAUCCUUGUUCGCGCUCGCAGCUGUGCAUCUCAUUUUUGACGAUUCCAGAGCUCGAUUGCCUCCUGAAAAGGGUGGAUUGGGUUAUCAUGGCCCGUUCACGACUCUGGAGGGGCUUUGCAGGACAGUGGAGGAGCAUUUAAAAGCUGGCGAAAAUGGGGAAGAGAGAUCACACUCCGGUGGUGUUAGCUUGAAUUGUUUCCGGCUUAGAAAGGUUCCGAAGGAGGUGACUCGGAUAAGCAAGAUGGAGAAGAGGGUUAGUGAGCGGUUGCAUGUAGAAGCUGUUGAUGUGGGGUGA
Molecule: messenger RNA, 1563 nt
Organism: Suillus subalutaceus
Lineage: Eukaryota; Fungi; Basidiomycota; Agaricomycetes; Boletales; Suillaceae
Product: 3-beta hydroxysteroid dehydrogenase/isomerase family-domain-containing protein
Exons: 2
Coding region: 1-1563 (520 amino acids)
Biological process (GO): ergosterol biosynthetic process
Cellular component (GO): endoplasmic reticulum
Molecular function (GO): 3-beta-hydroxysteroid dehydrogenase [NAD(P)+]/C4-decarboxylase activity; 3-beta-hydroxy-Delta5-steroid dehydrogenase (NAD+) activity
Source: RefSeq, a predicted model, not a curated record